Messenger RNA from Candidula unifasciata, 312 nucleotides. The record is from the annotation of a GenBank genome assembly. Lineage: Eukaryota; Metazoa; Mollusca; Gastropoda; Stylommatophora; Geomitridae.
AUGCGUAUCAGUGACAGAGGGAGAAACAUAGUCACGUUGCUUCUACUGCUGCUGCUGCUGCUGCUAUCUCCUGGAGAGAGCUGCGGACCCGGAAGAGGCUCGGGGAGGAGAAGAAAGUCCAGAAAACUGACACCUCUGGUCUUCAAACAGCACGUGCCUAACGUUAGUGAGAACACCCUAGGCGCCAGUGGCCUAACGGACGGGCGAAUCAAACGGGGAGACGCCAAGUUCAAAGAUUUAGUUCGAAACAACAACCCGGACAUCUUGUUUAAGGAUGAAGAAGGCACUGGAGCAGAUAGAAUUAUGUCGCAG